Messenger RNA from Fusarium oxysporum Fo47, 1888 nucleotides. Its product is annotated as alpha/beta hydrolase. The record is from RefSeq and is a predicted model, not a curated record. Bases 89 to 1888 code for a protein of 599 amino acids. Lineage: Eukaryota; Fungi; Ascomycota; Sordariomycetes; Hypocreales; Nectriaceae. The transcript has 2 exons.
AGAGAUCGUAAGCCGACUACACAUCCUCACUUCCCUAUUCCCCUCCCUCACCGAAUCCCGAGCCAAUAUCGUCCAAUCAAUCUACAACAUGGCCCAGAAACCUAGCCUCAUAUUUGUGCCUGGCGCGUGGCAUAGCCCUGAAUGUUGGGGCAAGAUCAUGUCCGCCAUGGAGGCUAAAGAGUUCAAGUGUAUUCCCGUCGCACUUCCGACAAACCAAUCAACAAGCACCGACGUUAAUUACUCGCAUGACGUUAAAGCUGUUGCCGAUGCCAUUGCUGGCGAGACGUCGCAAGGGCUUGAUGUCGUUCUGUUGGUGCACUCCUAUAGUGGACCGGUGGGACAAAGUGCCAUGAGAGGCUUCACCAACAAUUCUGCCGACACAGACGGAAAGACUGGUCGUGUGAUAGGGCUUUUCAAUGUUGCAACCGGUUUCGUCCGCGAAGGCGCGUCCUUUCUAGACGCUCUCGGCGGCAAACCCCUACCGACUUGCGAAGCUGACUAUGAGAAUAAUCUAAUGGUCAUCGUAGUCGACCCAAUCGACAUGAUGUACCACGAUCUCCCAGCAGAAGAGGCCGAUUACUGGGUUGGAAAGCUCAGCAAACAUGCCUUGACCGGUUCGACGGAAGGAUACGAAGUCACGUACGAAGGAUGGAGGGAUGUGCCUGUUUGGCAGAUCAUGACCAAGGAUGAUAGGGCUUACCCUUAUGAAGCGCAGAAGAUGCUUGUUCGAGGUGCGGAAAAGCUUGGUGCGGAUGUCACGAAGCGGCUUAUUGAUAUCACUUCGCCCGCAGUAUCGCUUCAUACCUUCAACGGUUCUGGGAACAACGGCACUUUCUGGACUACGUCUCAGGAUGGAGUGAUCUGGACUAUGGUCAAUUGUCUCGACGAUGCCAUGAGUACACCUCCUUCUGAGACAUUCGAACCAAGCACAAGCCCAGCUGUAGCUGUUUACCAGGACACUCUUUACGUCGUUUGGAACAGCUCGGCAGCCGACGGCACCUUAAGAUAUACCUAUGUCAAUAAAGCAACAAAUGCAUUUGCCCAACCAAAGAAUCUCACUGGAGGUGGACUUUCUAUUCGAAGAAAGACGAGCCCGGCCAUGGUUGAGUUCAAUGGAUUGCUUUACUUGUUCUUCAACGGUUCUGGUCUAAAUGGCAUAUGGAUGACGACCUUUAAUGGGAAUGUCUGGGCCGAUGUCAGUCCGGUUACCUCUAAUCUUGGAGGAAACUUCAUGGAUCGCACAAGCCCUGCCAUUUUUGUCUCUGACGACAAAAGAGUGUGGACUCUUCUCUGGUACGGAAGCGGAAGCAAUGGCACAUGGUAUACCACUACCACGAACGGAAUAACAUGGUCGAAUCAAGUUGGUCUAAAUGACGGUCAAGUACUCAUGGCUGGGAGUAGCCCUUGUGGCAUUGACUACCAUGGACGACCAUACAUAUUCUUUGUUGGUGGAGAGGGGAACUUGUGGAACUAUGACGGGGUCAUAUUAUAUUUUACACUUAAUGAGCCCAAGUAUUCUUUGGCCAUGGAUGCCUUCCUCGAGGGAAAUGAUUUCGCAUUCGUGGCUCAAGACGAUGCCACAGUCAAAUAUCUCGAGGCCCAGUUCGCGAACGGAUCGGUCAUUAUUCAGAAUCCUUCAAGCCCCCCAAAUAUCAUUCAGAGCGCAAACCCCAGAAACCAAACAGUUGCGGGCAAUGCAAACUGGAUAAACCUUUGGCACUAUUUCUACAAUGGGAGCCCUAGUGCUAUCACCAGGGAAGCCGUCAGCCUAUUGGCUCUUGCUACCCUUGCUUUCAACUUAAAUUAUCUUAUUAGCAUCAACACCGACUCUCAGAUGAGAUUUUCGCCCAGACUUAUUUUUCGCCGGAUCCCCCCGAACAAAGGCUAA